This is a messenger RNA of Heterobilharzia americana, 1095 nucleotides long. The record is from the annotation of a GenBank genome assembly. Lineage: Eukaryota; Metazoa; Platyhelminthes; Trematoda; Strigeidida; Schistosomatidae.
AUGGUGCUUGCAAUUGUACGAGAAGCUGGUCAAAUUGUUUUAAAUGAUAAUGAAAAGUUAGACACAUGGUCUGUAGUACUUAAUGGGACUGUAGAGGUUAUUGAACCAGACGGUACAAUUCGUGAAUUAACACGUGGUGAUGCAUUUGGUGUUCGUCCUGGUAAAACAGAUCGUAUCCAUCAUGGUGUAAUGCGUACGUUGGAUACAAAUCUUAGUAUGAAUUUGAACAAAUCAUCUUGUGAAAACUCCAUUAUGUCCAGAAAAUGUCGAUUAGUUACAAAGGGAACACCAGAAAAACUCAUUGAACAUUUGAUCGCUGAUUUAUCAAAUAUGGAUAUCACAUAUCCAGAAGAUUUCCUACUUACAUAUCGUACAUUCUUAGAUUCUCCACGACCAAUUGUUGAUCGAUUAUUAUCGUGGCAUUUACAUAGUCCUAAAUUACGUUCACGUGUUAAUCGAAUUAUUUUACUAUGGGUUCACAAUCACUUUAAUGAUUUUGAAGAUAGUCAUGAAAUGAUGAAGUCUAUUGAGAAAUUUGAUAAUAUGCUGUCAUCAGAUGGUACAGCUGGUGAACGUCGUCUUUUUCGGUUGGCUUGCAGUACAAAAGCUCGUCCACGUCAUGUGGAAAUUAUAAUCCCACUGAAAGUUUCUCGAAAUUUUAAUGCAGAAAACAAACCUUCCAGAGGAGAACAGCAUUCAAGCAGUAACCACAAUAUCAGCUCUCUUAUUGAUCUACCAUUUACAAUGAUUGGCGGUGAAGAUGGAUUCGGUGUAUUUAUACAUCAAGUAUAUGGUCUAGUACCUAACAGUAGCUCAGAAGCACCAUUUGAUGUAGAUACCAAUCAGAAAUAUACUAACAGUACAUCAUUAUCAUCAUCAGCAUCUUCAUGUGAUUCAGGUUAUCCAUGUUCAUAUAUACUUCCAAAUUUUUCGUCUGCACAUAAUCAAAUACGUCGUGCUGAUCAGCUGUUAGCUGUAAACGGUCGAUCAGUGGAACAUUUAAAACCAAGCGAUGUUAUUCAAUUAAUACAUUCAGUGAUAAAUGCAUGUUGUUCUUUGGAUAGCAUUUCAACAUCAAUACUAGUAAUACAAUAA